UUUUGAGCAGAAAUAAGAAUUAGGAAUUAAGAGUCACUUAAAACAACGGUUGAAGUUGAGAUUGAAUCAACGAGUUAGUAUUAUCUCUAGGACCCGGCGGAGUGCUCAUAUGUAACUGGACAUUGUGGCUCCAUUUGAGGAAGAUUGCUUAUCUCUCUCCUCCUGUCCACAACUCGACUGGGCUGAGAAAUCAAUCCCACCCUCCAAACAACUCCAGGAGUUUCUCCUCAUCGGGAUGUGUUUUAGGAAGCAUUGAUGGACUUUAAUGAAAUUUGGACCACUGUGAAUCUCCUAAACGACUAUUUCAAGUAUUUGUCGUGCGCCAUUCCGAUGAAUGCUGCGCCAAGCCGCGCUGCCUAAACUCACACAGCCUGCACGGACCCCGUCCAUACUCGGUUGUAUUUGUGAGAGCGAAAGAAAAGAUUGGGUGAUUUGGUCCCGGAAUGUUAUUGGGGAGGAAAGGCUGCUUUGGUCAGACGCAAAAGUUUAAAGAAAGUUGGGAUAAAGAGAAAACGUCGUGGUCUUCGUGUAAACGCGCGCUUUCUGCGCAAACAUCACUUUUAUUUUUCCGUCUGGUGCAAUAUCGAAAAAGAUCAGAAACAGAAGAAUCAGUCAACUGUGUGCGAAAGUCUUUCUCAACUACUCGUGGCUGUAAAUAACUUGUUGAAUGAGCAGCUUGUCCUUGGAGCGCAUUUAAAUGAUGCUGCCAGUGGCAAAGAGCACAGUUGACAGAAGAUCAAGUUCAGACAUCUGCUGACUGAUGAAGAGUGCCACUCCUGUCUACACAUCAGAUCUGACCGUUCGUUGACCCUUUCAUCAACUAUCAACACUCGCAAAGAAUCUCAGUUUUUGACACAUCAUCCAGGCAAUCAAAGACAGAAUAACUGAAUGGAGGCUAAUCGUUGCCUGAAGCCUCACACACAAAAGUAGCAAGAUGCUGCCACAGUUUCCAAAUGCCCUACUGCACUGUUCAAAGCUGCAUUUAAUUUAGAACAUUCUCUGUGAUACUGUCAUUUCUUUGACAAAGCAGCAACUGUUAAGACAACAAAAAAGAGUAGAAGAAUUCGACAGAAACCAUACUGAAUGCGAGCAGCGAUGCUUUGGCCUGUAUUGUUCACCCUGCAGGCCGUGUGCACCAGUGUGGUGCAUGCUAUGCAACAUUACCCUGCGGCCUGGGGACACUAUGAUGUGUGCAAGUCCCAGAUCUAUACAGAGGAGGGCCUGGCGUGGGACUACAUGGCUUGUCAGCCAGAAGCCACUGACAUGACAAAGUACCUGCGAGUGGCCCUCGACCCCCCAAAUAUCACGUGUGGAGAUCCGCCAGAAACGUACUGCGCUUUGGAGAAUCCUUAUAUGUGCAACAACGAAUGUGACGCUGCCACUGAGGAGCUGGCUCAUCCUCCUGAGUUGAUGUUUGACUUUGAGGGUCGCAACCCCACUACUUUCUGGCAGUCAACAUCAUGGAAGAAAUACCCAAAACCUCUGCAGGUUAACAUCACGCUGUCAUGGAACAAGACAAUUGAGCUGACUGAUGACAUUGUACUUACCUUUGAGUCAGGCCGGCCAGAGCAGAUGGUCCUGGAAAAGUCGCUCGACUACGGCCGGACCUGGACCCCCUACCAGUUUUAUGCCACCGACUGCCUGGACGCUUUUACCAUGGAACCCAAGACAGUGAAUGACCUCACCCAGCGCACUCUGCUGGACAUCAUUUGCACUGAAGACUAUUCCCGAGGCUAUGUGUGGAAGAACGACAAGACGGUACGUUUCGAGAUAAAGGACCGCUUUGCUCUGUUUGCUGGCCCUCGACUACACAACAUGGCCUCCCUAUAUGGGCAGCUGGAUACCACCAAGAACCUGAGGGACUUCUUCACGAUUACUGAUCUGAGGAUUAGGCUGCUGAAGCCAGCCACUGGAGCCACCAUGGUGGAUGAGAACAACCUAUCCCGAUAUUUCUACGCAAUCUCUGAUAUCAAAGUGCAGGGCAGGUGCAAGUGCAACCUGCAUGCCAACAGCUGUGUGUUUGACAAGGGGAAGCUGGGCUGUGAGUGUGAACACAACACCACAGGCCCAGACUGCAGUCGCUGCAAGAGACAUUACCACGGAAGAGCUUGGAGUGUGGGCUCCUAUCUUCCAAUACCCAAAGGAACUGCAAAUAUAUGUAUUCCCAGUAAUCAUGGACCAGUGCAUCGAGCAAAUGCUUCAUCUCUUGGUGUUGCAAAUCGUAACCAAGCUCGAGUGUGUGACAACGCAAUGCUGCGGUGUCAGAACGGCGGCACAUGCCACCACCAUCAGCGAUGCCAUUGUUCCCCCGGCUUCACAGGCAUCCUGUGUGAGAGAGCUCGCUGCCAGGGUCCUGGGCAGUGUGAUGACCAAUUGUCUGGACGGGCCUCUCUUCAUCAUCACCCCAUAGGCUGCCAGCUUGCUCUUACCCUUGUAGUGCUCCCACUAUUGAUUAGUUCCCUUUGCUGAGAGACCUGAACCAAAUCCUCAACCAAAACACUAAGACCGCAAAUGUUGAGGCUGAACUCUCAACCUUAUAGACAUGAAGAACAAGAACUUGUGGACAAUGUGCUCAGCGUACAGUAUAAGCAACUCUUUUGUAUAUCCAAGGCCACAGUGGUGGGUGACGGUGUUUGUAGUGCAAGGGGUUGUGCACUGAUGUGCUAUACAGAAUGAUAGAAGGCUUGGUGAUGGCACUGCUCUCUUAUAACUUCACAGAGGAAACAGUUGGAGCCCUUGCUUUGUGAUUGGCUAAUAUGUCAAAGCAGACUGGAGACUCAGACAGAGCUACCCACAUUUUGAGAACAAACUGUACAAACCUAGACACAGAUUUCUAAGUAUCAUCUGAAGUUAUUAAAAAAUAAUAGCGUGGACGGGAACAUCUUAAAACAUCUUGCCUCACUGCCUCCUUCCUUACUUGUUAUCUUCCUCUCUGCUUUCCCUUACUCCCCCCUGUUCCCUAUACCUUUCCUUUUCCUGUGCUUUGGUGACCCUCGUGAUUUACUUUGCUGACGGGUGUCUGUUGUUUUGCCAAAUGCUGCACAUGUAUUAUUAUCGAGCCCCUUACAAGUACCGAUAUAGUACUUUGUUUCUUUUUCAGAGGCUUUGUAGUCAUGCUUGAGCUCACCUGUAUGGGGAAAAAAAAGCUGUAACAUACUGUAACUGUAUUUAAUUUUGUAUAAAACAGAUAUUUUCAUGACUACGCAGAUCAAAAGAUGUAUUACUUGUUUUCUAUUGCUGCUGACCCAUUCUACAGUAGAUGUGGACUAUGAGUGAGUAAGGAGUUUGGUUGUAUUAUUCCGUUGCUUGUGUGGCACGUGGUUCUCUUUGUCUGAGAGCUGCUGUCAAAACUAUGUUUACAUACACACUUACACAAUACACUUCCACCAAAGCGGAAAAAAGAAAAACAUGUCUUUGUCUUGUUGUUGAAUAGUAGUAAUUUUAGUAAGUAGUAACAUGACAUUUGAGACAAGAUAUGUAGCGUGAAACAGUGUAUUGUUUGUAGACACUUAUAAGCCAGUGACAAUAGCUGAAUGUCAUUUUAAAUGAUUUUUUAGAACUAUCAAUGCCAAUCAUUGACCAUUUCACUGAAACAACAGUUGCUGAUAUAUCGGCCAACAAAUAGCUUCCUGGUUCUCUACGGCUGUUUUUCUUUUUUUUUAUUUUCAUUUUUACUGUGCUAUAAUACAUAUUUGUUGUGCUCAUGAAACACGGAAGUAUCAGAAAAAUCUCAAGCCAAAUCCCAUUAACUUUAUGUUUAAUCUAACAAGAAGACUCGGAGAAAAGGAGAUUGCGCGUGUAGCAGAGGUUGUCCUGUUCAAAUCUGUAAUCAGAUCUAAUCCUCAAAUCAAAUGGGAAGAGGGGAAGGUUUUCUGAGCUGGAACAGUUUAAAGCCUGCAUCCUGCUGCGGGAGCCCCCACAAAAGCUACACGUUCAGGAAAUGAGCUUUAAUUCACGGAGGGUCAAUGAAUAGAAAUGAAGUCGCAUCCCACUGGGUGACAUAUUGAGGACUGAGAGCAAUUUCAUUUGAGAGAUUAAUUUUACUCCUGAGGUUGUCAUGAAACAUCUAAUUGUACUGGAGUCUAAUGUAAGUGCCUCUCAUUAAAUGACACUGUCUAUGAAAAGAGUAGCAAAUGCCUUUUGACUUUUGGAAACUAAGAUAAGAUAUUAAUAGGGUGACUGAUAGUGCAAAAAUCUAAAACUGGGACAGGAUGACAUUUUUGGAAGAGAAAAAGCAAAGCCUUUGGUCAGCAUAAACAAGAAGCAAUGUGAGGCUGUCAAAUAACUGCAUUUAGAAAGUAAUCAGCAACAUCAGAACUGGUGUGCCGUGGGAUGUAUUAACAGUAAUCAUACAUAGAGUUGAUGAGGUCUGUUUUUACAGCCUUUCCAUAAACAAAAAUACAUUAGCAAAACCAUAAGGAACAAGAAAAGCACUCAGAGAGCGCAGUAUUCCUCCAAGGCUGCUCAGUCAUUUUAUGAUAUCCAACGAAUGAAAUCUUUAAACAAUUCGUAGUCCGCAGUGGUCAAUUUGUAGUAGCAUUACAGUCAUGUAAUCAUCAGUAGGCAGCAGGUAGCAGCAGGUAGUGUUCACUUCUUGUCAUAGUUACAGUGACGCCGUGCCGCUAUCUUGCAACUACAGAAAUCCUUAACAAAUCUGUGGAUCCAGACUAUAAGCUGCAUUACUGCCAAAAUCUAAUUAAUUAGUCCUUGUGUCAUUUCUGACCUUCCCUGAAAUCCGUCAGUCCGUUUUUUAAUAAUGUUGCAAACAGACAAACAAGCUAAUGUUGAUCGUCACAUAACUCCGCCGCUAGCAUGCUGAUUGUUCCUGGGCCAUGCGAGCUUUAGCCUAAUUUUUGAACAGGAUACAUUUGACCUCAAAGACAGAUCAUCACCUAAUAAUUUUACAUUUCUAGCCACUUUUCAAAAAAAAUAAACAGAAGAUGCUAUUAAUACUGUAAUUAAGGCAAAAUAUCUGACAGCUGCUCUUAGUAUAGCAAGAUGACAAUUUUCAGCCUUUAUACAACAGUUUUGGGGAGCAUCAUAUUUAUGGUGUAAGUGUUAUCUUGUAGAAUGUGCUUAUAUUUAUGAAAAUAACAGCUGAUGUAUUAUGAUAAAUAAUAACUGCAGGGGUCAGUCUUAUUUGAUACAGUCUGUAGGAAUACUUGGGAUGAAAUACAACGGGUGAUUCAUUCAUUUUAUUUCAACAUUACAUACUUAUGUAAGCUAUCAGUCAUUUUAAUAAUAAAGACAUUUCUACAUUUCAAAAAAAUUGCUCUGUGUAAAAUGGCAGAAGGCAACUUGGAGACAGAUUUAUAGUAUUUAGCUAACUUCAGUAAUCAACUCCUUUUUCAACAGAUUUUAUAUUAUUGUCUAGAAAAGACUUACUUGCUUUAUAAUUUUGAUCUGCCCCAGUUGCUUUUUCAAGCAACCUGUCCAGCAUUGUAUCACUUUCUGUGAUUUAAAAGUUUUCUUCCAGGUUCCUUUCUCUGAACAAGCUCUGUAGAAAGUGAAGUGGCACACUUGAGACUAUUUGUGGUGACAGUUUGUGGAAAAGAGCAGUUUGUGCGCUCGCACGUGUGUGGCGUGUGUGUGUAUGUGUGUGUGUGUAUGUGAGAGAGAGAGAGAGAGAGAGAGAGACAAUUACCUUUAUGACAUGUUAGUGCAAUAAAACUGAUGUUUUAUGAUCCUU
This is a messenger RNA of Acanthochromis polyacanthus (spiny chromis), 5689 nucleotides long. Its product is annotated as netrin-G1-like. NCBI's taxonomy places the organism in Eukaryota, Metazoa, Chordata, Actinopteri, Pomacentridae. The coding region runs from base 1084 to 2469 and encodes 461 amino acids. Gene Ontology annotation, molecular function: cell-cell adhesion mediator activity. The transcript has 7 exons. The record is from RefSeq and is a predicted model, not a curated record.